This is a messenger RNA of Oikopleura dioica, 1257 nucleotides long. The record is from the annotation of a GenBank genome assembly. NCBI's taxonomy places the organism in Eukaryota, Metazoa, Chordata, Appendicularia, Copelata, Oikopleuridae.
AUGAAACUUUUUUUGUCAACAAUUGCUGGGACAGCAAUGUCUCAAGGUGUUAAAACCAAAUGUAGUGCUGCUUAUGCUGAUGCUGGACUUUCGACCACAUGCGAUGGAGAGGCUGCUGGUAAUCAAGAAUGCAAUCUUUUUACACACGUGUGCUUUACAACACCAGACUGCUUUGAAAGAUACGGAUGCGAAGUUGACUGUCCCGGCGAUGACUUCCUCUGCUCUCCUCCUGUCCCAACACCUCCACCAACACCAGGUCCAAUGUCAAAACUCGACUGCGAUUUCAAUGCGGAAAACUUUCGAUUCGACAUUUCGGACUUUGACAAGCUUCCAGGAAAACGAGUGCCUCCGGGAAGAGUGAUUGACGAUCGAAAAAUUUGCAUCGUUGAUACUGAAACAAUAAAUCGGGCUACAGAAGCAGUUCGAAAGGAGGAGUAUUUGGAGGAUAUCUUCCAGAACGGAGAUUCUUGCGCGUGCGAACAAGACGGGGAGACAGUGUACAAUUUUGGCGUCGGUUUUGACACUCUUUUUGGACCGGGAAUCGGUGACGAUGAAAAAUUUGUUUUUGUUGGUCACGGCUGGGACAUUAAAUGCUCCCUCAAAACUGUCGAAUUGGAGGACGUUAAUAGUGUAAUUAUAUUACCGACUCCUACAGUUGGUACCGUGACGGAUAGUGAUGAACUCGACUUUGAGAUCACUGCUAGAAUUAGCGAUAAAUAUGAAAUCAACGAGAACUCUCUCCCGGCGUCAGAAGAAGAGUUCAAAUUAGGAUUCUUCUUUGAUUUCGAAACACUUGGAGGCUAUGACAAAUAUCGACCCUUCAUGCAGCAGUGCAAUCUAACAUUUACGAAUUCCGAGGAUACAAGUAAAACUCAUGUCGUGGAGAACUUUAUCGAAGACGGCUGUCUUUCUGAAGCCGUCGUUCUUGAUGAUUCUUUCGAGUUCACUCGACGCGAUCAGCUUCAAUGGAAAACCUUGUAUUAUCCAAAAGCGAUCGGAGGCAGAAAAGCAAAGGUGAAUCUUGAGUGCCGCAUCAACGGUUGUGAGAGCAACGACUACGAAGGAUGUAUUUACGCUGACAGAUGUGGUGAUUCUCCAAUUGUUCGAUCACUCAGAACCAAUUCUACUGACCGAAGCCCUCCACAGUCGUUCGAGAGGGAUAUCGAAUUUGAAGUCUCCAGUACAUCACUUUCAGCUUCGGCAUCAGCUGCACUUGCGUCCACAUCUCUUUUUUCUUUGCUCUUUUUCUUUCAAUGA